AUGGAGAACGGCUCUUCUUCAGAGGGAAAGGACCCAUCCGCCUUCUUGAGUGAGAUCAUCGGAGCCCCAGUCAUUGUGAAGCUAAACUCCGGCGUCGUCUACAAGGGCGAACUGCAGUCCGUUGACGGUUACAUGAACAUCGCUCUCGAAAAGACCGAGGAGUUCGUGAAUGGCAAGCUUCGUCGCAAUUACGGCGAUGCCUUUGUGCGGGGAAACAAUGUGCUCUACAUCUCCGCGAACUGA
Messenger RNA from Penicillium manginii, 243 nucleotides. Its product is annotated as U4/U6-U5 snRNP complex subunit LSM6. NCBI's taxonomy places the organism in Eukaryota, Fungi, Ascomycota, Eurotiomycetes, Eurotiales, Aspergillaceae. Gene Ontology annotation, biological process: mRNA splicing, via spliceosome; maturation of SSU-rRNA. The coding region runs from base 1 to 243 and encodes 80 amino acids. Gene Ontology annotation, cellular component: U6 snRNP; nucleolus; sno(s)RNA-containing ribonucleoprotein complex. The transcript is spliced from 3 exons. The record is from RefSeq and is a predicted model, not a curated record. Gene Ontology annotation, molecular function: RNA binding.